AAUUCGAAUCCGCUUUACAUCAUCAAUUAAUUAAACUGUUCUAUAUAGAAAAGUGAUGAUUAAAAAGGCAUGGCCAAAUACAAAUUGAGUGUUAAUUUACUUUUCUCUCACAUCCUUCAUUUCUCUCAGCGUGAUCCGAGUUGGUAACUCACCAAACGAGUUCGUCACGCUGACUCGGUUGUACAGGCGGCUAUUCGUCAUCUCGCCACGCAUAAUUCUUCUCCACCCAAUCGAAUAUAUCCGAUUUCAUAACCACCACAACUUCUUCGAUCUCUUCCCUAACACACUUCUUCUGCAACUUCAACAUACAUACACUUUAAUCUUCUUUCUCUGCGUUGAUUUCAUAGAUUUUGCUUUCGUAAUCGUAAGCAAGAUCUUCGAUAACAAACUAGUUACUCUCUUUUUUGAAGAUCCUUCGAUUCAAUUACUAGAGUUGGUUGGUUUGGAUUGGAUUGGAUUCAAUUGGAGAGAGAGUUGAAUUCGAUAACGAUCGGUUUCGAAUAAUUAUUGUUCUUUUCGGUUGAUCGAUUUUUAUUCGAGGAGGAUUUUGUAAUCUGUGUUGUAGACUAUAGAGAUUUUGGCGGUAUGGUUAGCGGUCACAUUUUUCACUGUAGAAAGAAUUCGUGGCCUCCGGAAGAGUACAUCAGUAAAACCACUUUACAGUUGUUUGAUUUUGAUAGUGCUGCUCCGCCUGAACAUGCUUGGAGAAGGAGAUUAAAUAGCCAUGCAAAUCUUCUUAAAGAAUUUAGAGUAACUUUUAUGGAAGCUAUAAAGAUGGUUCGAUUAGGUAUACGCAUGUGGUCAUAUGUUAGGGAAGAGGCUUCUCAUGGAAGGAAAGCACCUAUAGAUCCUUUCACUCGAGAAAGUUGCAAGCCAUCUGCAUCUCAAGGAGUUCCACUUGGAGGGAUGGGGAGUGGCAGCAUAUCAAGAGGAUUUAGAGGUGAGUUCAGACAAUGGCAAAUCAUUCCUGGUCUAUGCGAACCAUCACCUGUCAUGGCCAACCAGUUCUCUAUUUUUGUAAGUAGAGAGGGAGGAAACAAAAGGUUUGCAUCAGUUUUGGCUCCUGGUCAGCAUGAAGGUUUAGGAUCUAGCAAGAAAGCUGAUGAACAGGGUAUAUCAUCAUGGGGAUGGAAUCUUAAUGGCCAGCACUCAACUUACCAUGCUUUGUUUCCAAGAGCUUGGACUGUUUAUGAUGGUGAGCCUGACCCAGAACUAAAAAUAUCAUGCCGGCAGAUAUCCCCUUUUGUACCACAUAAUUACAGGGAAAGCAGUCUGCCUGCUGCUGUUUUUGUCUAUACGUUGGUAAACACCGGUAAGGAAAGAGCUAAAGUCAGCCUUUUAUUUACUUGGGCGAAUUCUAUUGGUGGAAACUCUCACUUGUCAGGAGAUCAUGUGAAUGAACCAUUCAUAGCUGAAGAUGGCAUCUCCGGUGUACUUCUAAAUCACAAGACAGAAGACAACCCUCCUGUUACCUUUGCUAUUGCUGCAUGUGAAACACAGAAUGUUAGUGUUUCUGUUUUACCAAAUUUUGGGCUGUCCGAUAGAAGUAGUGUAACGGCAAAAGGAAUGUGGUCUCAAAUGGUGAAGGACGGGCAAUUUGACCGGGAAAAUUUCUCUUCUGGACCCAGCAUGCCCUCAUCACCUGGAGAUACACUAUGUGCUGCUGUUUCAGCUUCCGCAUGGGUGGAACCCCAUGGAAAAUGUACUGUUGCAUUUAGUCUUGCUUGGUCAUCUCCUAAAGUAAAGUUUGUCAAAGGCAGCACUUUCCAAAGGAGAUAUACAAAAUUUUAUGGGACUUCUGAUAGAGCUGCAGUGGACUUGGCUCAUGAUGCAUUGACACAUUAUAAACGGUGGGAAGAAGAGAUUGAGAAAUGGCAGAAUCCUAUUCUUAAGGAUGAGAAGCUACCAGAAUGGUACAAGUUUACAUUAUUUAAUGAACUCUACUUUCUCGUUGCUGGAGGAACAAUUUGGAUUGACACUCCUUUGCAAUCUUCAAAUAUGAGGAAUAGUCAGGAUCAGGUGAAAGAGUCAGAAAAUGCAGUAGCCCAAAUAACUGAACCUAAAGUAGACUGCAGAAAAAGGGAAACAGACAGUACCUAUGAUUCUACUCUUAGAAAAGCAAACUCCACUAACACUCUGCAUUGUUCAACAAUGAAAAACCUGCAACAUGAUGAUGAUAAUGAUGAUGGUGGAAGGUUCUUGUACUUGGAAGGUGUGGAAUAUGUCAUGUGGUGCACAUAUGAUGUACACUUUUAUGCUUCAUUUGCGCUUCUUAAGCUCUUUCCUCGUAUUGAAUUAAGUAUACAGCGGGAGUUUGCUAAAGCUGUUCUGUGCGAAGAUGGAAGAAAAGUAAAGUAUCUGGCAGAGGGAAACUGGGGAAUUCGUAAGGUUUAUGGGGCUGUCCCACAUGAUUUGGGGACACAUGAUCCGUGGCAUGAAAUGAAUGCUUAUAACAUUCACGAUACUAGUAAGUGGAAAGACCUGAACCCAAAAUUUGUACUUCAGGUGUAUCGAGAUUUUUCUGCAACAGGUGAUUUGCAAUUUGGAGUCGAUGUGUGGCCUGCUGUCCGUGCUGCAAUGGAGUACAUGGAGCAAUUUGAUAGAGAUGCUGAUGGUCUUAUUGAGAAUGACGGUUUCCCGGAUCAAACAUAUGAUACAUGGACUGUCCAUGGUGUGAGUGCUUACUGUGGUGGUCUUUGGCUUGCUGCUCUUCAAGCUGCAGCUGCAAUGGCCAUUCAACUAGGCGACAAAGAUUUUGCAGAAACAUGCAAAAGGAAGUUUCUGAAGGCUAAACCAGUAUUUGAACAAAAGUUGUGGAAUGGUUCUUAUUUUAACUAUGACAGUGGAUCAAGUGGUAACAGUAAAUCCAUUCAAGCCGAUCAAUUGGCUGGGCAAUGGUAUACAGCAUCCUCAGGGCUGCCCUCUCUUUUUGAUGAUUUCAAAAUCAAAAGUUCCCUCCGGAAGGUUUAUGAUUUCAAUGUGAUGAAAGUUAAAGGCGGCAGGAUGGGUGCUGUAAAUGGCAUGCAUCCCAAUGGUAAGGUGGAUGAAACCUGUAUGCAGUCUCGAGAGAUAUGGACAGGUGUGACCUAUGGUGUUGCUGCAACAAUGAUACUUGCAGGAAUGGAGGAGGAGGCCUUCACAACUGCUGAGGGUAUAUUUUUAUCAGGCUGGUCAGAAGAUGGAUACGGAUACUGGUUUCAGACUCCAGAGGCUUUGUCAAUUGAUGGGCACUAUCGGUCCCUCAUCUAUAUGAGGCCACUGGCAAUUUGGGGCAUGCAAUAUGCAUUAAGUCUGCCAAAGGCAGUACUUGAGGCCCCUAAAAUGAACUUCAUGGACAGAAUCCACCUACCUCCUGUUAGCGGAGGAUUACAUAACGAAACAGGUGACUUCUUCACAUUGUUACGGACCCAACCCUCUCGUAGAGAAGCUGUUAAAAACGGAUGUCAAGGGAAGGUCGGGGUUCCGUUGUAACUUGUAAUAACUUGUAAUAAUAUAUAGCCUGUAAGUUUAAAGCUAAAUAAGUACAGAUACAUUUUACUGUAUAUUCUUAUUUAUUAGAGUUCCCAAUUGAAUGUUGCAAUCAUCUUCCAUUUA
Molecule: messenger RNA, 3594 nt
Organism: Vicia villosa (hairy vetch)
Lineage: Eukaryota; Viridiplantae; Streptophyta; Magnoliopsida; Fabales; Fabaceae
Exons: 19
Coding region: 586-3471 (961 amino acids)
Biological process (GO): glucosylceramide catabolic process; carbohydrate metabolic process
Cellular component (GO): membrane
Molecular function (GO): beta-glucosidase activity; glucosylceramidase activity
Source: RefSeq, a predicted model, not a curated record